Messenger RNA from Mauremys mutica (yellowpond turtle), 3596 nucleotides. Its product is annotated as E3 ubiquitin-protein ligase RNF14-like. Bases 483 to 1871 code for a protein of 462 amino acids. Gene Ontology annotation, cellular component: cytoplasm; ubiquitin ligase complex. The transcript is spliced from 9 exons. Gene Ontology annotation, molecular function: ubiquitin protein ligase activity; ubiquitin conjugating enzyme binding; zinc ion binding. The record is from RefSeq and is a predicted model, not a curated record. Lineage: Eukaryota; Metazoa; Chordata; Testudines; Geoemydidae. Gene Ontology annotation, biological process: protein polyubiquitination; positive regulation of proteasomal ubiquitin-dependent protein catabolic process; ubiquitin-dependent protein catabolic process.
CUGAGCAGGCAGCAGCCAGUGACCCGGCAGCGCUGCGCUUGCGAACCUCCGCCUCCAGCAGCGGCAGCGGGAGCAGCAGGGGCGGGCGGCGCCCAUUGAGUGUGGGAGGCCGGCAGGGGUGGCUGAGCGGAGCCGCGCCACUUCCAGAGCCGCCCCGACCUGUGUCGGGACCCUCCGACCCCAGCCAGCCCCGCGGGGCCUCCGCCCGGUCUCCUCUCUCCGCCUGCCACUCCCUCUCCAGCGCCAUGGCGGCGGCCGCCGAGCCCAGCAGCGGCCGAUACCAGCAGGUAGCAGACAAAUACUGAGGUUCAUCACCAUGUCUGCCCUGGCAACAGAACCUACAGUCUUCUUGCUUUCCCACAGAAAAAGCUUGUGACUCCCAGUUCCCUCUGAAGAAUGAGCAGUGUCUGUGCUGGGUCACUAACAGUACCUGCAACUCUAGUUGCUACUGUUUUGCAAUUGUAACUGAAAAGAAAAGUUAAAUGUCUUCACAAGAUAAGGAAGCUCAGGAGGAUGAGCUGCUGGCUCUAGCUAGUAUUUAUGAUGAAGAUGAAUUUAAGAGGGCAGACUCUGCCCAAGGAGGAGAAACAAGAAUUUGUCUGGAGUUGCCCCAAAACUUCAAAAUAUUUGUGAGAGGAAGUCCCACAGAGUGUCUCCAGAACAGUGGAUAUGAAUACACAAUUUGCUUUCUGCCUCCACUUGUACUGAAUUUUGAACUCCCACCAGAUUACCCAUCAGUCUCUCCGCCUGUGUUCACACUCAGCAGCAAGUGGCUCUCCCCGACCCAGCUUACUGCACUUUGCAAGCACUUAGACAACUUGUGGGAAGAGAACCGAGACUGUGUGGUCUUGUUCGCCUGGAUGCAGUUUCUUAAGGAAGAAACACUAGCUUACCUGAACAUCACCUCCCCAUAUGAACUAAAACUGUGCCAUCGAGAAAAUGGGCAGAGCAGGACAUCUGUGUUUCCUCUGAAUGCUGAGCUGGAUGGUUGUGGUGCAGCAGGUGCUGCAACAGGACAAGAAGAAAUCCUUGAUGAAAGAGCUGUACAGGAUGUGGAGUCUCUGUCAAGUCUGAUAGGGGAAAUCUUGGACUUUGAUCAGGCUCAGCAGAAAAAAUGCUUUAACAGUAAAAUGUUCUUGUGCAGCAUCUGUUUUUCUGAGAAGCUGGGUAGUGAAUGUAUGUACUUCAUGAAGUGCAGGCAUAUAUACUGCAAAUCCUGUUUAAAGGACUACUUUGAAAUUCAGAUCAGGGAUGGUCAGGUCCACUGCCUCAGCUGUCCAGAACCAAAGUGUUCUUCUGUUGCUACUCCUGGCCAGGUUAAGGAACUGGUUGGAGAGGAGUUGUUUGCACGUUAUGAUCGCCUACUUCUGCAGUCCAGCUUGGACUUGAUGGCAGACGUGGUAUAUUGUCCUCGUCCAUGCUGUCAGACUCCAGUGAUGCAAGAGCCAGGUUGCACCAUGGGCAUAUGUUCCAGUUGCAACUAUGCCUUCUGUACCCUCUGUAAAAUGUCUUAUCAUGGAGUCUCUCCAUGUAAAGUCACUGCAGUUCACUCCUUAGAAAAGCGAAUGGAUUUGCGUAAUGAGUACCAAGAAGCAGAUGAGGCCACUAAAAUAUUUCUGGAGCAGUGCUAUGGCAAAGGAGGGAUUCGGAAAGCCCUUGAGGAGCUGGAAAGUAAAGAAUGGCUAGAAAAGAACUCAAGGGCCUGCCCUCAUUGUGGCAUUCGUGUACAGAAACGAGAUGGUUGUAACAAGAUGAUAUGCACUGGCUGCAGGCAGUACUUCUGCUGGCUUUGUAUGGGUUGUCUGUCUUGGGCGAAACCAUAUGGGCACUUCAGAGAUAAAUCUUCCCCAUGCUUUAAGCGGUUGUAUUAAGCUAUGAAUGUUGAUGCUGAAGAUGAAGACUAAUUAUGUUCUGUAUCACCUAAUGCUGAAGAAACCAGAAAUGAAUCUCUUCUGCUUACGUCAAGUUUGUUUGCCGUCAUAUGAUGAGUGGUAACACUUCACACUGCAGGCUGCUUACACAACCAUUUGGAUGCUGUUGCCACCAACAGAAGAGACCAAUUCCCUUCUCUUCUAGUGGUUUAGGUCUGUUUAGUGCUAAACAGAGUGAACAAACUGUCAUCCGAAGGCUUAACAAAUGGUUGAGAAACUCUGAAUACCAUAAUGUGCCCCUUUUUCUGAAACACAUCCUAGAAAUUUCUGUUUGGAAAUUUCUCCAGGAAGUUUGGCCUUGCAAGGAUCUCUGGAUUCCAUCCUACAUACUUGGCAGUAAUCUUUCCUAUCACUGAGGUGGGCUACACGUACUCUCCUUGGAGCCCUUUGGUGAAGCUGCUUGUGUCCAUUGCAGGAAGACUAUUAAACAUAGCAUAAGAAUUUCUCCCUUCUCUCUGAGACUGAGCCAGUUGCUUUCAUAGCAUUUCCUGACCUGGAUCCAAACUGAUUUUUCUGUGGUGGCUCACUGCUCUAACACUGACACACUUCACUGGGGUGGUAGAGGUUGAUAAAUUGCAGAAUUUUUGCCCCCCAUUCCUUCUCCUUCUCCCAUCCUCCCACCACCACAGAGUGGAUCUAAUGCCUGGGUCCGGUGUAGAAAGUUACUGACAAACAUUUCCUGUUUUCAUAACUCUCACUCUUCUUGAUUCAGUUUCAGUAAUUCAUUUCCAUAUUGCUAUCAUAUCUUAACAGGGAAGGAAUUUAUAGGGUCUGGUGAUUAUUUUCAUAAUGAUGGAUAUUAACAGUCUGUGUGCCCAAUCUGAAAUUCUGUGCAGUCUUUCUUGACUCAAAUAUUAAUGAGGUGCUUAAAUAAAAGAAAAGCAACCUCAGACACUGAACUGAAAUUUUACAGGUACACAAUCGUGACUUGAAUCCCCUAACUGCAUGUUUUUCCUUCUCAAUUUCUAGUUAAAUUUUUUUGUGAAAUUAUGUCCUUUGGCCAAAGACCUCUAAAUAAAUGUCCGGGAGUAAUGGGCAGCCUUCCAUCUGAACUAGCUCACUCAUCCACACUCUCAUACUUCAAAAUACGAAGUUAUUGGAAAACCAGUUCUCCCAACCCUGUAGAUUUACAAGCAGUCUUAAAUGUGAGAACAUGCUUGGAUUACAUUUUUAGAAAUACUUUUUCAUCUGUAAGAUAGGCUAGAAAACAGCUGCUUUGACUUUUUAAUGAGACAUGUACCUUGUUCAAAAUAAGACAGCAGGGCCUGAAUGGCUCAGGAGCUAGGUUAUGAUACAGAGAGUCAAGGUCAACUCUUCAUAUGCAGUUUUUACUCAGAUGUCUGUCUAGCUGAAUUGAGUAAAUAGUUUUAGUCCAUUUCUGGAAGGGACAAAGAUUCCUGUUACACAACUCACUAUCAUGCUUGGUAUCUUGAGAGAGUGUCUGCCUCCUAAUCUCUCUCAAUCUACCUGUUAGUUUUCAAAGCAUUAUUUGCAGAAAUAGCCAUGAGAUAUUAUGCAGUAAAAAGAUUGGUAAGUUUUUAUCCUUUUAAAAUCAUGUUUUAAGGUUUCAAAAGAGCCUUGUUCCUCAGCUUUGUAAAAAGGAUGUAAAUCUAUAUUACCACGAUGAAUUAAGAGGGAGAUGAAUAAAUGUCAUUUAAAAAUUUA